Ilex paraguariensis (yerba mate) is the source of this 312-nucleotide messenger RNA. The record is from the annotation of a GenBank genome assembly. NCBI's taxonomy places the organism in Eukaryota, Viridiplantae, Streptophyta, Magnoliopsida, Aquifoliales, Aquifoliaceae.
AUGUUAGGGUUUGCCGCUGCAUCCACCACCGUCGCUGUCGUUGGCGCUAACACUGUGUACCGUGUGCAUUCUAGCGUUUCAUGCACUGCUCUCCAUCUCCACAAAGCUAGCUGGUGCUUCCAACUGUUUCAGUCAUCGACGAUGUCGUUCAGGUUGGAGAGUAUCAAAGCCAUGGCAGAGGUGUCUGAAACCCUUGUCACACCCAAGUCUGACUCGAAGCCCUCUGCUUCUGGUAGCAAGCAAGCGCUGAUUUCACUGUCAGACAAGAGGGAUCUGUCUUUGCUGGGCAACGGACUUCAAGAAUUAGGGUGA